AACUCCUACUAAAUAAAAUGUAUGCAUUUGUUUAGACCAAAUGUUGCAUAUAUUCUUACAUCCGUAUUUGUAACUAUUUCCAGUUUUUAGUGGCUUAUAAACUAACUUGCCGCAAAUCAAUCUGUCUUUCAUAUACAGUUGCAGCAGGAAUUCCAUCUCUUAUUUCCUGAUGCAGCAGCUAGACUCAUUUCAACCUGGGAAACGCGGUUUUCCCCAUUCAUCCUGAAAGUAGGAGAAUUAUCCAGACUUCCUAAACUCCAAACACUGAUGGAUGAGAACAAGAAGACCAAGGAUGCACACAAUGGAACACCUGAUGCCCUGUUUGCUUACAAAGUACUGAUAUACCUUCUCCCAUCACACGCAGGGAAGAAAUCUUCAAUUUCAGAUGCUCUCUCAUACUUCAUGGUCACAAGACCGAACGGAACCGCUGUGGCGAGUUUUCUCGUUGAGAAAACGGAUCAAAAGAGAACCCAGCCGUACCUGCUUCGCAUAGGAGAUGGCUUCACAUCCCCGUCGACUUUCUUCAUCAUUGUUGAUGGGAAAGCCGUACCCUGCGAGAGUGAUGCUACUCAAGCAGUUGAUGCUCUAUUCAAGAGCCACUACAUUUUUAACAUUGAGUAUGCAGAUGAGCUGAAGGGAUUCUAUGCAUUCUUAGAGCACUUCGUGUAUGGAAUCGGGGUUUCUACUGAUCACAUUCCUGUCCGUGCACGUGAACUUAUGGCAAGCAUAACAGCAUUGGCUCGCACCCAAAGCCAUUAAUCAUUUCCAACUUCAACUGGAAGAACUGGACAUCGGUUUUCUUGCCUAUGUAUGGAGAAUCAUUACAUUUCAAAGUAAACCUUUCCCUAUUCGCAACCAUUUUUUAAUACAGGUAGUUCCUAGUCAAUGCAUCUGGGAGAGUAUUCCGUAUUCUAUCCUUGGAUUUAGUUGACGAAUACAGUAUGUAUCAAAUUAGGGCUUAUUUUAGGCCUGUAUGGUGUGAAAGUCUCAACAUGCUUUUGAUAUGGCUGUCAAUAGUUCCAUGGUAUAGAUCAUUCUAGUUUUUGAUUCAUGUGAAAAUGUCAGCAUACAUGGAUUUAUUCUGUUAAAUUUGUCUCGUAGUUCUGAAUACAUACACACCUGUAUAACAUUUGUCUGAAUUGUGUGUAAGUGGGGAAUCUUUAUCAUUGGAACCUGUGUAGUAUAGCAGUGUUUUAUACAUACAUGAAUAUUUGAUUCAACUGAUGACUGUAUAAUGUUUGGGUACAUCAGAUAAUAUUAUUCAUUGUGAAAUCCUGGGGACAUGCACAAUGAGCCAUUCCAACACCCUUUAUUAGUAGCUUUUUCUCAUAUUUUUCUUUUUAAGAAUUAAAGUAAUUUCUUGUCAGUGUGAAUUCCCCUUUAAGCAGUAGAUAACUGAGACUAUGGUAUGUAUUGUUGAAAUCUGUAUGUAUACAGUAUAUAAUUCCAUGUUCAGAACUUUUCUAUCUAGUUUCCAGAAAUGUAAAUUUUAUGACAUCUGCAACAGCUUAUACACAUUUUUAUUGGAUGCUUUUUUUUUUUUUUGCUUUAGUAAUUUCCCCCAUGGUUUCCCAUUCUCUCCAUUCCUUCACUCAGUCUUCUAGGAAGCAGAGUGGGUGGUUACCUAGAUAAUUGUAUGAUUCUGGUGUCUUUUGCUUUUGUCUUUUUUUUUUUUUUUUGGUUUGUUUUGUUUUGGGUUUUUUUUUUAUGGCAUCUCUUAAUAGUUUCCACCAUGGUUUCCCAUUCUCUCCAUUGUUUCAGUCUCCUAGCAAGCAGAAUGGGUGGUUACCUAGUGUACGAUCCUGGCGUCUCUUGCUGUUGUCUGUGUUUUGUUUUGUUUUUUUUUUUUUUUUUUUUUUUUUUUUUGGGGGGGGUUAGUAGUUUCCCCCAUGGUUUCCCAUUCUCUCCAUUGUUUCAGUCAU
Molecule: messenger RNA, 1922 nt
Organism: Lytechinus variegatus (green sea urchin)
Lineage: Eukaryota; Metazoa; Echinodermata; Echinoidea; Temnopleuroida; Toxopneustidae
Exons: 3
Coding region: 268-759 (163 amino acids)
Source: RefSeq, a predicted model, not a curated record